AUGUCUCUCUGGAUUUUGAGAAAUUUUGGGUUCUGUGGAAUCAUAAUCAUCAUCAUCACUGACGCCAUGAGAACUGAAACAUAAGCUUCAAUAUCCAACACAAACCCUAACCCAGUAGUAGUCAAAGGAACCCCAAAGGUCUCUCUUUACGAACAAUGCAGAGAAGAAAGGAUCAAAGAGAAUCUUCAAAGGAUGCAAAAUCUCAAUUUGAAUCUCACCUGAAAUCUCAAACCCGAGACUCGACCCGUUAAAAGGCGAUUCGGUAACUCUAGCUCGGCUCUGAAAUCGACUCCUCUUCAGCCUUCACGGCGAUCUUCUCGGUUGGAGAACACAACUCUUGUUGUCUACAAUGAAAGUGUUAAUGUGAAGGAGAAGAAAUCUAAGCGAGAGGAGGUGGUGAUUGGGGAAGGCUCAAGGCUUGAGGUUUACACAGAGGAACAUGAGAAGCUGCUUGGGAACACUGAACGGAGCUGGACCUGUUUUGUUGAUGGAUACAAGGAUGGGACACGUAUUUAUGAUCCCAUCAACGGUAAAACUUGUCACCAAUGCAGGCAGAAAACGCUCGGUCAUCGCAUACAGUGCAGCGAAUGCGACAUGGUCCAAGGGCAGUUCUGUGGCGAUUGUUUGUUCAUGAGAUAUAGGGAGAAUGUGCUCGAAGCUCUCGAGAAUCCAAUGAUUUGCCCUGUUUGUCGAGGGAUUUGCAACUGCAGUUUGUGCCAGAAUCAUAAAGGAUGGGUUCCAACUAGCGCGAUUUACAAAAGGAUAGCUCAACUCGGGUAUAAGUCUUUUGCGCAUUAUUUGAUUCAAACCAAACGUGUUGAAACUGAUGAUCCCAGCCCAAACGAAGCUUCUGCAAAGAGGUCACUUUCGUUUCAAGAAGCAAAAUCACUUCCUAACAUUGCUGCUGAUGAUGUACCAAAGCUUUAGAAUGGUGAUUUCUUGAAGAAAAAUGAGGAUGAAGACACAAAGGAGAAUCCGAAUUCAGCUAUACGGUCACUGAGCUUCUUCUCGCCUUCUGUGGAAGUAUCAAAACUUCAGAAUAUGGACAAUCAGAAUGGUGAUUCCUUGAAGAAAGGGGAAGGUGAAAACACAAACGAGUCUGUGGAUGGUAAAACUUCAUUGGUUGAUGUUCAGGUCGUGGGUUAUCUUGAGCCGUCAAAGCAGGAUAAACAAGAACAUUCAUGUGCCCACAUUGGUGGUGAUCUCCCAAGAAUUCAAGAAAGGACAGAGCAAAACUCAAAUUUGGAUACAAGGACAGAACAAAACUCGAAUUUGGUUACAAGGAAAGACGGUUACUUCCUUCCUAGGGAAAGUCAGACUCUUCUUGUGGAUGAUGUUCAGGUCCAAUGCAAUGAGGCAGAGACCAGAGGUAACGCGGUGAAUACUCGAGAAACAAGAAGUAAGAGGAAAGCGGCUCUCGAACCUAAUCCAGAUAGCGUUGGUGGAAGAUUAAGGCAGCAUCGAAGAAGCCAAAGUAGCCUUUAG
Eutrema salsugineum is the source of this 1485-nucleotide messenger RNA. RefSeq lists its product as uncharacterized. Gene Ontology annotation, cellular component: nucleus. The record is from RefSeq and is a predicted model, not a curated record. Lineage: Eukaryota; Viridiplantae; Streptophyta; Magnoliopsida; Brassicales; Brassicaceae. Gene Ontology annotation, biological process: regulation of DNA-templated transcription.